UACAUGCAGCGCGGCUCCAAGGCGAUGGCGAACCAUUGGGGGCGUAUCCAGUUGGCGUGCAACAAAUGGCAUGGAAUCGUCGAGGAGGUCGCGGCUCGCCCGGAGAGCGGCGCCAGCGUUGAGGAUCAGCUGCUGCGUAUGUUCGCCAUGUAUCGGGGCGACAACCAAGACGCCGACUUCAAGCACCUCCACGUCUACAAGCGCAUUGACAAGUGCGAGAAGUGGGCGGAAGUCCGACGUGCCCUCGACAAGGCCAAGGAGACAUACAAGCCGGGCGCGACGACUCCGGGCGCGUCAGAGGGGCGGCCGGACGGCCACAAAUUGGCAAAGAAGGGGAAAAACACCGACGCGGCAACCGCGCGAGUGCAGGAGUCCAUCGAGCAUUGCCUCGCCGACGCCCAGGCCCGAGCCAUCCUACGCGAAGAGAAGAACGAGGCGCGGUGGUCGUCGCUGAUGAAGAACAAAGCCAUCAAGCUCGACCUGCUCCGGACGAACGUCGCCGCGAAGAAGAGGAACACCGACAUGGCUUUUCUGAUGGGCGGGGCGGACAUGCUCUAG
Triticum urartu is the source of this 558-nucleotide messenger RNA. The record is from RefSeq and is a predicted model, not a curated record. Lineage: Eukaryota; Viridiplantae; Streptophyta; Magnoliopsida; Poales; Poaceae.